GACCCAACCAGUCUUGAUCGGAACACUAAGACCCUUUUUUUUAGCUAUUCCUCUUGGAGGAUACUUUGCUUUCACUUGGAAUCUGUAACGAUGAAGCUCAUCGCACUCUUCUGCCUUACCGUUGCGGUCGUUCUCGCCGCCUCCGAAGACGAAAAAAAGGAGCCAGAACGGCCCAAAACCUUCAGAAGACUUAUACCGGCUGAUGUUCUUCGUGAUUUCCCUGGCAUGUGCUUCGCUUCAACCAGAUGCGCUACCAUUGAACCAAACAAAACUUGGGAGCUUUCACCGUUCUGUGGUAGAUCCACUUGCAUAGCCGCUGAUGACAAUUCUGGUCGCCUUUUCGAACUGGUAGAGGAUUGUGGACCUUUACCAAAGGCCAAUCCAAAAUGCAAACUUUCCGAUAAAACCAACAAAACGGCCAGCUUCCCAGACUGCUGUCCGAUUUUCGAAUGCGAGGAGGGCGCUAAACUGGAGUACCCUGAGAUUCCAACUUUGCCACCACCGACGGAAAUCUUUGAAAUUGAAAAAAUAACGGAAACGUCAACGGCGAAAGCUUAAUGCAUUGCGCUUCCUAUUUUUGUCCCUUUUUUUUCCUCUUCUCGAUUAUCUUAUUCGAAAGCGAAUAACACUUUUAAGCUCUCUCAAUCACGCCCGAUUUCUAAUUAGUAUCGCAUCAUAUCCUGAUCAUGGCGAAAUAGAUCGUAAUAGUGCCGUGAAUAAUUGGCCCCUGGCAACUGGUUAACAACUUGAAUCAUUAAUUUUACUUGCAAAUGUAUACGAAAUGUUACUUUCACUUCGAUUCCGGGUUAUAAAACUAUCGAUCAAAACUCGGUGCAUCCGAGGAACCUUUAGACACUUUCGUCUAAAUAUCAGAGGACAGCAAGAUCGUUAAAAUUUUUCUUGAUACAUGCUCAAUGAUUAUCUGCGCUACGCUUUUGCUGGUUCGUCAUGGUUUAAACAUAAUGGUUCGCACUUAAUGCUCCUUGAACGAGAAUUUCGCCAAGCUUGCAUUUGUCGAUCCUAAUUUCCUUAGCAACAUAUGCGUUUUCACGAUUGCAACUUUCUCACGUUAUUUCUGCACAUCACGAUUGCGAAAUCAAAAUACGAUCUUUUCGCAUUAUUAUCGUCCUUAUGUUUAUGACGUGCACUUCUCCUAAUAUAAUUAAUGCGAUCCCGCUAAUUUUCGUACUUUAUGCCAGUGAUAUUGUAUAAACGAACUUGCAUAUGCAUUGUAAAUGUGUGUGAUCCUAAGUAUACUAUAAAAUAAUAAAUUAAUAUCUAUUUAAAAAAACGAAA
This is a messenger RNA of Vespula vulgaris, 1296 nucleotides long. RefSeq lists its product as uncharacterized. The transcript is spliced from 2 exons. The coding region runs from base 91 to 558 and encodes 155 amino acids. Lineage: Eukaryota; Metazoa; Arthropoda; Insecta; Hymenoptera; Vespidae. The record is from RefSeq and is a predicted model, not a curated record.